AGAAACUCUUGUGGCCUGGACGGAUCCAGCCUUACCAGCAUUUGUGGAUCCUCCAACGGUACAUCCCGCUGACAAUAUACCUGAAGGUGAUUCCAUGACAAUCCUCUGUCUGGCUUUGGGAAAUCCUGCUCCCACUAUUUCAUUAUAUGUUGGUGGACAUUUAGUGCGUCAGGAUGCCUCAAGACAUAUGGUUACGGUUAUACACAAUGUGACCGCAGAUAUGGAACAUGUUUCGUGUUAUGCCGAUAACGGAUAUGGUGUGCCAAUGCAGGCCACUCGGAAAGUUAAUAUUUGCUACCCUCCCAAAAUCCAAGCCGCCGGCAUAACAGUGGCCUCGGUGGGCAAUGAAGUGGAACUGCGCUGUCUAGUCGAUUCGAAACCCAAACCAAAAACUAUUUUCUGGCGUGAUCAUGAUGGCCGCAUACCGGUCAUUGAGGGUGGAAAUUAUCACAUUAUGGAACGUAUCAAUGAAUCACAUCCGAAUUUAUAUACGAUGGUGUUGCGCAUUCACAAAUUGCAAGCUAGCGAUGUUGGCGACUAUUUCUGUCAUGCUGAAAAUCCAUAUGGUUCCAAGACCAUACCGGUGUCGGUACGGAUGCGCACCACCCCAGCCCUCAAUCAUAAUGUUACGGAAUGUUGUGCCCAACUGAAUGUUUCGAUGACGUGUCGCAGUGCCUGCAGUUAUUAUGUCGAUAUUGAUGCUAUAGCUGAUAAACCUGAAUGUAUUGUCGAAUUUGAUAAAAUGAUGCGUUGUGCCGCUGACGGUUCAGAUCAUCGUAGUUGUUGUGCUGAUUCGAAUGUACCACGUAAAUGUCUGAAUUGGUGUCGUGGCGAACCAGUUCGUUCUAAGGAAAUUUGUAGUCUGCAGUAUGCAAGAACUAUUGUGGAAUGUUUUGAAUCGAAUAGGGAUCGUUUGCCUGGACCACCGGAAAAUAUUGCCGUUAGUGUGAUAUCGGAUAGUGAGGUGGUUAUAAA
This is a messenger RNA of Musca vetustissima, 975 nucleotides long. Its product is annotated as Ig-like and fibronectin type-III domain-containing protein 1. The annotation marks the transcript as partial. The transcript is spliced from 3 exons. The record is from RefSeq and is a predicted model, not a curated record. NCBI's taxonomy places the organism in Eukaryota, Metazoa, Arthropoda, Insecta, Diptera, Muscidae.